Messenger RNA from Porites evermanni, 563 nucleotides. Lineage: Eukaryota; Metazoa; Cnidaria; Anthozoa; Scleractinia; Poritidae. The record is from the annotation of a GenBank genome assembly.
GGGAAACGCUUCGCAACUUUUCUCUUAGAAAACGUAUCAUACGAUGGUCUUGUAAGUAGCAUAAGAAAGAAUUGUUCUUCCUUGGCUCACCUGGACGCAGACAAGAUUAGACUUCGCUACCGUGACGAGGAUGGCGAUAUGGUCGAUGUUUGUCAAGCAGAUUUGUUUGCGUUCUCGGAAAUGCUUCGCACGUCCAAAGAAGUGAAAGACCGCGACUACAAGAAAAUAUUCAUUCAAGCUAACGAAAUUGACUCUCCGUGCCCGCGCAAAAUGAAGCGAGUAGAUUCUGGCGUGGAAAAUUCAAGUACCGGCGACGAACUUAGUUGUUUAGAACCCAAACAACUGUCAUUUUAUGCGCCAACUUUUCCGUCAGCAAGUUUCACUGAAGACGCGCGAGCGAGUCCCACAUCAGUUCAAAAUGACCAGCAAAGAUGUAGCCCGUUAGAUUCAAGCAACAGGAAAUGAAAGACAGUCUUACUGUUUUGCAAGUGCAGAUAGUUACUGCAAAGGAAGCACUUCAAAAACUUAAUCAGCUAGAGAACGAGUACGUGACACUCUCAAGU